Messenger RNA from Entamoeba histolytica HM-1:IMSS, 504 nucleotides. RefSeq lists its product as uncharacterized. NCBI's taxonomy places the organism in Eukaryota, Evosea, Mastigamoebida, Endamoebidae. The record is from RefSeq and is a predicted model, not a curated record. The coding region runs from base 1 to 504 and encodes 167 amino acids. Gene Ontology annotation, molecular function: protein binding. The transcript has 2 exons.
AUGCUUACAAUCAAAUUAAGGGAUAAAAAAGGUGAUUCUUAUACAUCAGUAUAUCCUGAAACACUAAUUUCAGAACUCAAACAAAAGUCUUACCCAUUACAAUGGUCUCGAGGAGAUGAUAUUAUUUUUUUAUUUAUGGGAAAUGAAUUAAGUGAUGAUCUAACUAUCCAACAAUGUAAAAUUACUGAAGGGGCAUGUAUUGUUGUAGAUUUUUUUAAAAAUACAGAUGGACAUAAUCGACAACGACCAGCACCAAGGACAUUUAAUUAUCAAUACCAAAGGGCAGAGCAUAUGCAAAGAACUUCAGAAGAAUGUAUGGAGUUGACUAUGGAAUGUAUUACACCAGCUACAUUAUUUAUGUUUUUUGGGUUAAUUCUCAUUGGAUUAAUUUUAUGUAGGUUAUGUUUCCCGUUAUUAUUUAAUAGAGGGUCUAACAUAAUUAUUACAUUGUUGUUGAUAAUUUACAUUAUUUCAUUAUUCAAAUUCUUUAUUAUAAGAAGGUAA